UGCCCAACAAGAAAUGUUGGCAAAACACCCCCUCCUCAUCGUGCAGGGGGAAAAAUGGCGGACAGGCGCUAAAUCCACAUCAGAAACAAACACACACGUUACAAAGCGAGGUAAACAUCCUCGGGAACACCGGGAAACACCUCCUUUUAUGUUCGCCUUCAGCGUUGAGCCGAGGUCACCGCUAGGCAACGUCACUGUGCUGGGAGCCGGUCGCUUUAACUUGGACGCCAUCCCCCUUGGCGGAGGAAAAAGGCGCAAUUCUAUUGAACAGGGAACUCAUCCGGGAGAGGAGAGACGCUGCUAAACGGUUAUGAAGUUUUAAGGUAGUGGAGGCCACUGUUGUGUUAUUAGUCGGUCAGAAUUGUGGGAGCAUGAGGAAACCGGUGCCUCAGAAAGCUAUAGAGUGGAAAGAUGCCCGGAGGAUCAAGCAUGCCCGGAGUGGACGGCCCUCCCGGGUGCCUUCACAGUACCAAGGGCAUUUCAGUUGGGAGAAAUACUUGAAAGAGACUGGUGCUAUUGCUGCCCCUGCUUCAUGUUUCAGACAGAGCCUCACACCUCCAGUUAAUGAGUUCAAGGCGGGCAUGAAGCUGGAGGCGCAGGACCCACGGAACACCACGUCCACCUGCAUCGCCACAGUGGUGGGCCUGACAGGCUCCCGGCUGCGGCUGCGCUUGGAUGGGUCUGACAAUAAGAACGACUUCUGGCGCCUGGUGGAUUCCUCAGAGAUCCAGCCUAUUGGUAACUGUGAAAAGAACGGAGGCAUGCUGCAGCCACCACUCGGUUUCCGUCUGAAUGCAUCCUCCUGGCCCAUGUUCCUUCUGAAAACACUAAAUGGUGCUGAGAUGGCUCCUUUUCGCAUCUUUCACAAGCAGGAGCCUCCCGCACCAGAGCAGAACUCGUUCCAGGUGGGCAUGAAGCUGGAGGCCGUGGACCGGAAAAAUCCCCACUUCAUCUGCCCUGCCACAGUAGGCGCUCUGCGUGGCGUCGAGGUGCUGGUCACCUUUGACGGCUGGCGGGGAGCCUUUGAUUACUACUGCCGCUAUGACUCGCGUGACAUCUUCCCCGUCGGCUGGUGCUCCCUCACCGGAGACAACCUUCAGCCGCCCGGCACCAAAGUGGUGUUGCCCAAGAGCCUUGGAGCACUGACAGACGGAAGUGUGGAGAGUCCAGCCAUGCAUCCCACCCCCGCGGUGGGCAGACCUCCUGGUCAGAGAGGACGUAAGCCAGGACGCAGGAAAACCAAAGUGACGGGGGCCUGGAGUCAGAAGGGCUCAGCACUGGGACCACAGAGCAUCCAAACCGGCAAAGUCCUGGAGCCCAUUAAGAUCCCCAAGAAGCGAGGACCUAAGCCUGGCAGUAAGCUGGGCUGGGCAAAGAGAGCUGGCUGGUUGGACGAAGCCAUGCCUGGCCCAGGACGGCCCGUAACUGGCCCAGGACGGCCGGUGGCUGGCCCAGGACGAACCAGGGGCAGACUGCCUGCCAACUGGGCACAAAGGAUAGGUCUGCAGCAGGCCCAGACUCAGGCAGAACCUAUCAAGAUCCCAAAGAAAAGAGGGCCCAAGCCUGGCAGCAAGAGAAAACCACGAGUGGUACCUAAUCCAGUCCCCACGUCUCCCACCAGCAGCACCCCAGAGCCUGACACCAGCACUGUACCCCUGGACAACGCCACCAUCCCCAACUCUGCACUACAGGCUCCCACAGUUUGUGUGUACCUAAACAAGUACGGCAAGGUGGGACCCCAUAUGGACCAGAGACGUAUCCAGCUGCUUCCAGACCACUUUGGGCCUGGUCGAGCCUCUUCUGUGCUUCAGCAGUGUGUCCAGGCUUGUGUGGACUCUGCUUAUAACCAAGGCACAGUCUUUUCCUGCCUCAAGUCUGGACAAGGAGGUGAAGUCAUUUCAGCCCAUUUUGACAAGCAGCAGCACACCCUGACCCUGCCCACAGUCAGCAGUGUCACUUACGUCCUCCGGUUCCUGGAAAAACUCUGCCACAACCUUCACUGCGAUCCUCUGUUUGGCAGCCAGCCUGUAGCCAGAGGAGGUCUUCACUACGAUAGUCACACUUACACUACAGAGAGAAGAAGUUUUGGAGACAACCUGACAACAGGUCCAGGCCGAGGCACCAAGCGCUUUCUUCAGAAGUUCAACAGUCCCUUGUCUCAGAAGCUGGCAAAGAUCCACCGACUCUCCACUGAUGGUGAUUCCUUCUUGGAGAACAGUGUUGCGGUGUCAGAGCACUUAAAGAAGAGUCCUCUCCCCCCAAACUCUAUAGGACUAACAUCUGGCAUGAGGUCUCCCUCCAAGCUGCUGCAGCGUGACAACUCUACAGGCAGUUUCAGGGAGAGCCCAAGGCCCAGCGCUCAGGACCCCAACCUGUGGACUGUAGAGGAAGUUAUGCAGUAUAUCAGAGACAUCGACCCGGUGCUGGCCCCACAUGCUGAUCUUUUCCGAAAACAUGAGAUUGAUGGCAAAGCACUCCUGUUGCUGCGCAGCGACAUGAUGAUGAAAUACAUGGGUUUGAAGCUUGGCCCUGCCCUCAAACUCACCUUCCACAUCGAUAAGCUCAAACGGGCUUGAGGACGUCAGCCAGCUAGACGUAAGCUUCCAAAGGACUCAACUCCAGCCCCACCGCCCUGUUCUGGGAUCAGUAUAUCGUGCACUUCAUAAUGAACAUAUACUGACCAUUUACAAGUAGCAGCUUCCAUCAGACCACCAUAUCUGAUAUCCAUACCCCUGUCCUGACCUCAUCCAAUGAGGAAUGCUUAUUUUGUGUAGCACAAUCCAGCCUUAAGGCAGCAUGGGAUACGUAGGCUCACCCAAUUGUCCAUCAGGCCAUUUGCAUUUCAGUAUAACUUGAAGUUUCAUAUGUGGCCAUUUAACUGUAAGAGUCUUUGUGGCCUGCUUUUAUUAUGUUACAUUUAAUCUGUACAUGUCAUGUUUUGUACUUUUUCAAGGUUUUGUGCUGGAAUAUGCUAAAAGAAAAAAAAAAAAACACUACAUUCAUCCCAAUAGUUGGGAGUUCCUCCGAUUAGUCUCGGUUUGAGGCAUGUUUUUGCAACUACAUAAAGUUAAUCAUAGUUAGAAAAACAUGUUUUAUGAAAGAAAAAAAAACUUUAUUCUGAAAAUACUGCCAUGAGGAAAUCUGUUUUUUCUCUCAUUCUGGAUGUUGUUUACAAUGCCUUGUCUUGUCUUUGUUAUUUGUACUUUUUCAAUUUUUUAUACUAUAUUAUUAGAAUUCCUACGUGGAGAAACCCUAUCAUACUUAACAUUGUUCAAUAAAUAAUAUAAUAGUU
This is a messenger RNA of Mugil cephalus (flathead mullet), 3292 nucleotides long. Its product is annotated as polycomb protein SCMH1. Gene Ontology annotation, molecular function: protein binding. Gene Ontology annotation, biological process: regulation of DNA-templated transcription. The record is from RefSeq and is a predicted model, not a curated record. The transcript is spliced from 17 exons. Gene Ontology annotation, cellular component: nucleus. Bases 372 to 2576 code for a protein of 734 amino acids. Lineage: Eukaryota; Metazoa; Chordata; Actinopteri; Mugiliformes; Mugilidae.